Molecule: messenger RNA, 1791 nt
Organism: Tigriopus californicus
Lineage: Eukaryota; Metazoa; Arthropoda; Copepoda; Harpacticoida; Harpacticidae
Product: integumentary mucin C.1-like
Exons: 3
Coding region: 723-1478 (251 amino acids)
Source: RefSeq, a predicted model, not a curated record
AGUGAUGGAUAAUUUAAUGGUCUCACUGUAACACUUGGUAUGUUUUUCGAUUUCGAGCAAAGUCCCCAUAGAAAAGGGUUGGGUGGGAAAAUGAGAGGAUAACACCACGGCAGCUCAAAAUCUACAACAGGUCUCAAAAGUAAGCGUAAAAUUUUCGAUUUUAAGCAAUGUUUCACAUUUGGACACAAGCUGCUUGAGCCCUGUAGGCGUCGAUAGCGGGUUCCAGUGUUGACGGGUUUUAUCGAAUAAAUAAUCUAUGGUAUCUUUGAUAGAUUGAAAAGUACUUCAACAAGUCCAGGCAUGAGAAACCAUUAAAAGCCAGUUUUACCACCUGGCAGAAAUUCCUUGCAAAGUAGAUUUUUGCCUUUGUUGUCAACCACUGAUUCAUUUUUCAUGGUAAAACAUUUCUACACACCUUCGAUUCUUCAAGCAUUAGGUAAAUGUUGUUGUUGUAAAGUAACAUGGGGUUGAUUCCUAUCCUACUAUAACUGACUUGUAGGUAGGUUUGGCAUAUCUGGUACUUUUGUGACCAAGUGUAUCGUCAAAUCAAACCACUAACCCAAAAGGAAAGUGGGGAACUCCAAAGAAGCCGCAUUUGAGCGGAAAGGACCUAGCAAGGAUCCCAGCUUCAUCCCAGUUUGAUUUUGGCUUUUGAAGAGGCAACCACCCUCACGUUCGCUCUCUCUCUCUCUCACUUGUCCACUCUUGGCACCCUCAACAAGAUGAAGCUCAGCACUCAGGUGUUGGUUUCUGUGACUCUAAUUGCUUUGUUUGCCACUCCAUCGGCGGAUGGGGUUUUGUUUUGGAGUUGGAAGAAGAGUUCUCUCCUCUAUUUCAAGCGUUGCUGGUUGUCAUAUGAUUCCAAGUUUUGUAAAGGAAGCGCUUCCAUUCAUCCUCAAGACAACGGAGGCUCUGACAGCCUCGGUAUGGGCACUUAUCCCAUUGUGCCGAUAGGUAUUCUUGGCACCCCUGACUCACAAUCGAGUACCAUCAAACCAACCACCACUUCAACAACAGCAACCACAACAACAACCAUGACGACAACAACAUCUACCACCACUACCACUACCGAUUCUACAACCACGACAACGACAACAACAACAACAACGUCAAGUCAGACCACAACCCCUCCGCCCACCUGCCCGCCUUAUUCUGAGAUCAAUUUCCUUCAUCUCUUCAACUUUGGCACCAAGCUGGAAGAAGAGCUUGCCUUGACCACAUUGACGGAUUCUCCAUCUCAAAAUCGAAUCGACAAGACUAUUUCCGACCUUUGUCUGUUGACCAGCUUUCAAUGCACAACUAACUCUGAUUGCGGUCAAGGAAGGCUGUGCUGUGCCGCCAAUGCCCCUUCCAAUAGCUUCAAAGACACCUUUGACUACAGUCUGGAUUACUAUGAACACGAGGACGAUGUUACUGAAGGACCAAUCAUUGACGAAAUCAAAAGCAGAUUUUGCAAGAUCUGCAUUUUCCCUCAUUGAUCCCUAUUUUGACCAAUAAUAAAUAUGAUAAAGCACUUUAGGUGGGGCUUGCCCUUUUUUCGUGGAAUCCGGCAAGCCAUUUCCUAUUCUUCGGAAUUGUUUGAACCUUCUAGUAAGAAUCGCCUAAGAACUUUGUAAAUAAGAAAACUCCAAUGACAGGGUAGAUCCUUCAUGUCUUUUCUCAUUUGGUUGAGUUGACUACUAACGAAAAAGUUCAUUUAGAAAAAGAGCAAUAAGGAUGUGUACACAAGUACGACAUCGUAGUUUUGAGCCCAUGAUAAAACACCAUCAUUCUUAACUCGUAUCAAUCUAU